AUGUCAGGCCUGAUGAAACAUCAGCUGAUAGAUCCAGUAGAGAACCUGGAAGACAGGAUGUGUAUGAAGCAUGAUCAACUGCUGGAGUUGUUCUGUAAGGAUGAUCUGACAUGUGUCUGUACACUGUGCAGUGUGUCAGACCACAAGACACAUGAAGUUGUUCCUCUGAAAGACACAUAUGAACAAAAGAAGGCUGAGCUGGGGAAGACAGACGCUGGAAUUCAGCAGAUGAUCCAAACAAGACAAGAGAAGAUUCAAGAGAUUAAACAAUCAGUCAAGCUCAGCAAGGCAUAUACAGACAAAGAGAUAAGAGAAGAUGUUGAGGCCUUCACCAAACUGAAAGAGUCAGUUGAGAAAUAUCAGGCCAACAUCAUCACAAUGAUUGAAGAGAAGCAGAAAAGGAGAGAGAAACAGAGUGAAGACUUAAUCAAAGAGCUGGAGAAGGAAAUAUCUGUGCUGAAGAAGAGAAGUUCUGAGUUGGAGCAGCUCUCACACUCUGAAGACCAAUUUCAAAUCCUCCAAAGCUUCAAGUCUCUGAAUGCUGUUCCACGCACCAAAGACUGCACAGAAGUCAUAGUUCCUCUUCAGUCAUAUGAUGGGGCUGUGAAGACAGCUUUGGAUGAAAUGGUGGAGAUACUGAAGAACAUGUUCACAAUGGAUGAACUGAUGUGGGCCAAGAAGUAUGCAGUGGAUGUGACGAUGGAUCCUGAUACAGCAAAUCCCAAACUCAUCCUGUCUGAUGAUGGGAAACAAGUCCAUCAUGUUGAUGCAAUUAAGAAUCUCCCAGACAACCCAGAAAGAUUUACUGUUGGUCUCUGUGUGUUCGGAAAGCAAAGUGUUUCAUCUGGAAGAUUUUACUUUGAGGUUCAGGUUAAAGAGAAGCCCGAGUGGUUUUUCGGAGUUGCCAGAGAGUCGAUCGACAGGAAGGGAAGAAUCAAAAUUAGCUGUGAGGAAGGUUACUGGACUUUAUGUUUGAGGAAUGAAAACUAUUUUACUGUUGCUGACACUGCAUUUCUACUCUCUCCUAAGUCAAAGCCUGAGAAGGUGGGGGUGUUUGUUGAUUAUGAUGGCGGUGUGGUCUCCUUUUAUGACGUCGAUGCUGAAGCUCUUAUCCACUCCUUUUCCAACUGCUCCUUUAGUGACAGACUCCUCCCAUUCUUCAGUCCUGGUGUUAAUAAUGGUGGUAAAAACUCAAUGCCUCUGAUCAUCUCCCCCGUCCAUCCCACUGAGUAA
Scomber scombrus (Atlantic mackerel) is the source of this 1233-nucleotide messenger RNA. Its product is annotated as E3 ubiquitin-protein ligase TRIM39-like. Bases 1 to 1233 code for a protein of 410 amino acids. Gene Ontology annotation, molecular function: zinc ion binding; protein binding. The record is from RefSeq and is a predicted model, not a curated record. The transcript has a single exon. Lineage: Eukaryota; Metazoa; Chordata; Actinopteri; Scombriformes; Scombridae.